Molecule: messenger RNA, 1081 nt
Organism: Oncorhynchus masou masou (cherry salmon)
Lineage: Eukaryota; Metazoa; Chordata; Actinopteri; Salmoniformes; Salmonidae
Exons: 3
Coding region: 113-1081 (322 amino acids)
Source: RefSeq, a predicted model, not a curated record
CUGUGCUCUACUGACGGGUACUGAAGACAGCAGGGCAGAAUGAUCUGAUAUACAUCUUGAAUAUAUUGUUGAAACUGUACAGUCAAAUCCUACGUGUGCAAAUUAUCUGGAAAUGCAAAUUGAAGCCAUGAAAGACAGAGGGAAGUCCAGGACGAGGACACAAGAGACCAGUCAGAACAGUUCUGAGAACAGCCUGACAGACAUCCUCAGUGUCCGGUGUGCCAGUGAUAUUGUCCUACAGCCAAUGCCGCCAGGGAGAAAGAAUAGCCGAUCCCACUUCCACAACAUGGAUGUGACUAAAGAGAGGGCUGACAUGGGAAGGCUUCCAAUGGCCAUUCCACCCAUCAGGCUCCCAAUGCUCACUGUGACCUCUCUCAAUGCCCAAAGGAACAAAAACACCCUCAAGGUGCCUCGCAUGCCUCGUCUGCAGCUGGAGGGACAGAUGGGUAGCGAGCGUCUGGGUCAGGUUAAAACCAAAACCGGAGGGAGCACAUUUACCUCCAGCCCCAAGAAGGAGCCAGAUGUUAAAUCCAGCAGACCACAGACAUCAGGAAGCAUCCCUAGGAGCCCCAAAAUAUGCUCCACUGCAGCCAAGGCAGUAGCUCCUUUAUCUGGGACUCCAUGCAGCCAGUCUGAGGUCAGGAUCCAGGCCAAUCCUCUCCAGAGGUCUAUCAUCCAGGACCAAAGGCCCCGCUCUCCUCCUGCUCAGGCCAGACGGUCUCUGUCCGACGGCAGACUCUUGCAGCGGCUAUGUUCUCCUGUGGAUGUCCUCCAGCCGGAGGUCCAGGCCAGCAGAAGCCUGGCUCGACCCAAGACCGGGAUAGGUAGGACAACAAGACAUACUGAUGGCAGCACUCUGAGGUUCCCUAACCAGACCUUAGAUCUUAUAAACUCCAUGGAUGGGAGGGAGAGCACCAAUUCCUUCCAUGUGCUGCCAACCAUUGCAUUGUCAGCCUCCCCUGCCCAGAUGGCCAUCCCAUUGCCUACCCCAAUGGUCAGCUAUGUACCUGACCUUCUGGUGCCUACUCCAUCUGCUUCUCCGGUUCCUUCCAGCCGAGUGCCUGCCCCUGUGACAGGUUAA